This is a messenger RNA of Ruditapes philippinarum (Manila clam), 885 nucleotides long. RefSeq lists its product as uncharacterized. The record is from RefSeq and is a predicted model, not a curated record. The transcript is spliced from 5 exons. NCBI's taxonomy places the organism in Eukaryota, Metazoa, Mollusca, Bivalvia, Venerida, Veneridae. The coding region runs from base 20 to 880 and encodes 286 amino acids.
UCACGUAAAUUAUCCAAUUAUGUGUUACUCUUGUGAGGAAACAUUGGAUCCAAAAUCCUGCAGACACCUAGUGACUUGCCAAAAAGGAUUUGGUUGCAUGUUACAAGCGGUUGGACACAACGCGGAUUUGCAAACAGUAUACAAAUCUUCGUGUGAACCUGACUGGCUUUGUAACAGAAUGCCCCACUCCUCUGAUGAAUUGAUAGGGAAAAGAGCAGGAACACCGGAGGUGGCAAAACGGUCUAGCACAUGCAACAAAUGCUGUCAUCAACAUCUGUGUAAUGGUCACUGUGAUAAAUCAACACAACAUGUGUCACAACACCACACAACACCAACCCCCAUACCAACAACCCAUAAAACAACAACACACACCAGACCGACGACUACGAAUACAUUUUCAGCGACGCCACUUCAUGUUAAAACACAUGCACCUACUUUCGCGCAUGCGCAGCCAACUGUACAUUAUAAGCAUGAAAACUGUAUAAAGCACAAUUUCACCAGUAUCCCGUACAUCAACCUGUGUUUUAAACUAGAGACGGUCUCUUUAAGCUGGACGGUUGCUGAACGCUGGUGUGGAUUCUACGGGGCUACAUUAGCAGUGCUGGACGAGCCCGGCAAGUUCAGUGUCGUUGAGACGGUCCUUAGAUAUGAACCCCAUUUUCGAAACGAAGUCGUUUAUACCGGUGGGCAUGAUCAAUACGGAAAUGGUACCUUUUACUGGCCGCACCAACGACUUCUUUCUUUAGGAAGUUGGUCGGGUUUGAACUUCCAACGUUCAACGGGAAAGUGCAUUGCUCUGGAUGGGACAAACGGAUUCCGAAUGGCUUUUGUUGACUGUGAUAAAUAUAGAAAGUUUAUUUGUUCAAUAGAUACGUCAUAACAAUA